Molecule: messenger RNA, 1611 nt
Organism: Penicillium manginii
Lineage: Eukaryota; Fungi; Ascomycota; Eurotiomycetes; Eurotiales; Aspergillaceae
Exons: 4
Coding region: 1-1611 (536 amino acids)
Biological process (GO): sterol metabolic process
Molecular function (GO): heme binding; iron ion binding; monooxygenase activity
Source: RefSeq, a predicted model, not a curated record
AUGGAGCUUGAAGUAUUGAACAUAUCCAAUGCUGAUCAGCUUCAAGUUAAGCUGGGAGAAACCCGGAUUGUCAGCGCUGGUGACGCGAUCUCCACAGCACUUGCCGUUCUUUCGACAUGGCCCCUUUGGCGGUAUGUCGUGACUACAAUCCUCGGUGUAAUCCUUUAUGAUCAAAUCAUGUACAUCAAGCGCAAGGGGUCAAUUGCGGGGCCCACCUUUAAGAUCCCACUUAUGGGCCCAUUUCUUCAAGCCAUCAACCCCAAGUUUGAAUCGUAUCUCGUGCAGUGGGCGAGUGGUCCACUCAGCUGUGUUUCUGUCUUCCAUAAGUUUGUCGUGCUCGCCUCCGACCGAGAUAUUGCCCACAAAGUGUUUAAGUCACCUUCAUACGCCGAGCCGUGCAUUGUUCCGAUUGCAAAAGAUUUGCUGGGUCGAAAGGCAUGGGUUUUCCUGCAAGGCAGAGACCAUGCGGAGUACCGAAGGGGACUCACGCCGUUGUUUACCAACAAGGCCAUCUCUACCUACCUCCCCGUGCAAGACAGAGUUUUGGAACAUUAUUUUGACAAGUUCGUCGCGACAAGUGCAGAAAACUCCUUGCAGCCAUCCUCUUUCAUGCCUAUGUUCCGCGAGAUAAACUGCGCACUUUCUUGUCGCACAUUCUUCGGUGAAUACAUAUCUCAAGAUGCCGUGAAGAGAAUCGCCGACGAUUUCUAUCUUGUUACUGCUGCGAUGGAGCUGGUCAACAUUCCACUUUCAAUGUACGUUCCGUUCACCAAGCCCUGGCUUGGGAAGAGAACGGCGGAUGCUGUCCAUGUUGAAUUUGCGCAAUGUGCCGCAGCAUGCAAAGCAAACAUGGCAAUGGGCGCGAAGCCCACUUGUAUCGUGGACCAUUGGGUUCUUCACAUGAUGGAGUCAGAGCGAUACCGGGAGAGAAUUGCCGCCGGCGAAACAGAUGUUGAGAAACCAACGAAUCUGAUUCGAGUGUUCACAAAUGAGGAGAUCGGCGAGACUCUUUUCACAUUCCUCUUCGCGUCUCAAGACGCGUCUAGCAGUGCCACCACAUGGCUAUUUCAAGUCCUAGCUCAACGUCCGGAUGUGCUCAAUAGAUUGCGAGAAGAGAAUCUGGCUGCUCGCGGUGGCGAUAAGAACAAAUCAUUUGACCUUCCUAUGCUCGAGUCUCUCAACUACACCACCGCAGUAAUCAAGGAACUUCUUCGCCACAGACCGCCAGUCAUAUUUGUACCUUACCUUGCGACGAAAGACUUUCCAGUUACACCUAAUUAUACAGUGCCAAAGGGGUCUAUGAUCAUCCCCUCUUGCUAUCCAGCACUGCAUGACCCCAAUGCUUACCCAGAUCCCGAUUCAUUUGACCCCGAUCGCUGGAUUACCGGAGAUGCCGAGUCCAAAACCAAGAACUGGUUGGUUUUCGGUGCGGGAGCGCAUGAUUGUCUUGCUAGAAGAUAUGUACCAUUAUCAAUGGCUGGUAUGAUCGGGAAAGCAGCGCUCGAGCUGGAUUGGAAGCAUCAUGCGACAGACAAAUCGGAAGAGAUCAAGGUUUUUGCGACACUAUUCCCAAUGGACGGAUGCCAACUCGUUUUCACCAAACGCCAAUAG